This is a messenger RNA of Malania oleifera, 662 nucleotides long. Its product is annotated as small ribosomal subunit protein eS30z/eS30y/eS30x. Gene Ontology annotation, cellular component: cytosolic small ribosomal subunit; ribosome. Bases 216 to 404 code for a protein of 62 amino acids. The record is from RefSeq and is a predicted model, not a curated record. Gene Ontology annotation, biological process: translation. Lineage: Eukaryota; Viridiplantae; Streptophyta; Magnoliopsida; Santalales; Ximeniaceae. The transcript is spliced from 3 exons. Gene Ontology annotation, molecular function: structural constituent of ribosome.
AAACGACAUCGUAUCCCGCGUCAAGCAGAAAUAAUAUUGUCAACCGUCCGAUGGUCGCAUGCAGCCCCUCCACCCUAGGAUACAUCUGCAGCAUAUCUGAAACUUCAAAUAACCCUCAAAAACCCUAAUCACACCGCCGAGCUUCUUCCGUCGCCCCGUCUUUCCAUCUUAUCUCGGAAGUCGAGCAGAGAGGAUUAGAAGCACGAACAACCGCCAUGGGUAAGGUUCACGGAUCGCUGGCUCGAGCGGGUAAGGUGAGAGGUCAGACACCGAAGGUAGCAAAGCAAGAUAAGAAGAAGAAGCCACGAGGCCGUGCCCACAAGCGCAUGCAGUACAACCGCCGAUUCGUGACCGCCGUUGUUGGAUUUGGUAAGAAGAGGGGACCCAACUCAUCAGAGAAGUAAGCCUGAAAUGUAAGGGACGAGAUUGAAGUAGACCAAUUUGGGUCUUUUUGAAGCAUCAUCUUGCAGAUUCUCAAUAGUGUUCAAGAGAUGAAUUUCGUUUUAGUUUCAAUUUGAUUUGUUGAGUAUGUUUUGAAUGAAGCACAAUGAAGCAGGUUAAGUUUUGAAAUCACUUAAACUAAAGUACAUUUGCUUUAUAUAUUUGUUUUCAAUAUUGACUUGUGAUAUUGUCAAUUAUAUACCACGUAAAAAAUUUGCCAA